GAACUAAAAACACAAUUCAUUGACUCAGUCUCCUCCAAAUGAAGCUCAAUCAUUUUAGUCAUCCUCAUCCUUUGGUGCUGGUGGAAGAGCAGGAGAUGGAUUGGAUUAGUAUAAUUUAUAACUGCUCGGCAUGUCAGGAGCGGGUAGAGGGCUCCAGCUACAACUGCUCAGAGUGUGACUUUUGUCUUCAUAAGUCUUGUGCUGAGCUACCAAGGGAAAUCAAUCAUCCCUCUCACCUCUACCAUCCCCUCAUUCUUUAUGAGAAGCGACCGAUGGACUGCAGUUAUAGUGUCUGGUUUUGCAAUUCCUGUAGAAAAGUAAACGAAUCAGGUGAAGAAUUAUUUGUUUAUCAUUGUUCUUCUUGUGACUUUGACCUAGACAUUAGAUGUGCUUUGCUUAUAAACUUAAUUAGUGGAGAUAUCCCAAAGCUGAAACAUUUUAGCCAUCAACAUUCACUCUUCUUCCUUAAGAAACACUACAUUGAACCCCAAGAUCAAUCUUGCUCUGCAUGUGAAGAGCCAAUAUCAGGUCCUGUUUAUUGUUGUUUUGAUUGUAGCUUUUUCCUUCAUCAGAAAUGCUUUGAGUUACCCCUAGAGAUCAACCACCCUAGUCACCGCAAACACUCUGUUACUCUUCUACCCAACCCUCCACCUCAUCUAGAGAAAUGUUCUUGCCAUUUAUGCACCAAAGCUUUCAAGGGAUUCAUUUAUUAUUGUUCUCUUUGUGAGUUUGGCAUUAAGAUCAAGUAUACUUUCUCUGAUAAAGUGAUCAAAAGUGAGAAUCACGAGCAUCCAUUUAUCCUUGUAUCAAGACCAUUCUCUUUCUUUUGUGAUGCUUGUGGUACUGAUGGGGAGUACUGCAUCCCUUUUGUAUGCACUGAAUGUGACAUUGCAGUUCAUAAGGAUUGCAUUUCACUCCCACAGAAGAUCAAAAUAACAAGACAUGAGCAUCCACUUUCCCACAUUUAUUUCCUUGAAGAAUAUGAGGGAAAAAACAAGGUGUGUAAAAUUUGUUGGGAUGAAAUUAAUAUGGAGUAUGGGAGUUACCGUUGUCUACAGUGUGAUUACUUUGUUCAUGUGAAUUGUGCAACAGAAAAGAUGUGGUGGGAAAAGGAGUACGAUGAGAGUCAGAAGUCCAAUGAAGCCUUGGAAAUGCUAUCGGAUGAAUGGGCUUCUAUUUCUUGUGUUUUAAAGAAGGAGCAUCGUGGAGAGGAGGUAAUUGCCACUGAGAUUCAACACUUUAGCCAUCAGCACAACCUAAUACUUAGUGUGGGUUCAGCUACAUCAGGGAUGAACAUGCUGGCUUCAUGUGCAUCAGAUGCUUUGAAGUACCUGACCACUUCCCUCAUCCAGGACACAGGCACCCUCUUUUCCUUGACAACAAGUAUAAAGGGAAAUGAAGUAGCUGUGAAACUAGAAAUGGUCCUUUUAGAUGCAAGGAUUGUGACUUUGCCUUGUGUUUUGGAUGUGUUGUGUUGCCGCUUACAACCCGGUACAAGUUUGAUGAACAUCCUCUUGCACUCACUUAUUAUGAUGAUCAUGUUAUGGAUCAAUGUUUUUGUGAGAUAUGUGAGGAACCAAGAAACCCAAAUCAUUGGUUUUAUCACUGUAAAAUUUGCGAGUAUUCUGUGCAUCGCUCUUGUGUUCUGGGGAGAUCCCCAUAUGUCAAGCUCGGAUUGACUUUCACAUAUGAUUUGCAUCCACACCCACUCACCUUUGUGAAGGAAGAUUUUGACUACUUUGAAUGCAACAGGUGCCGCAAGCAUUGUAAAAAUGUGUUUCUCAAAUGUUCAGAAUCAUAUUGUAAGUUCACUCGCCACUUGCAUUGUGCUCAGCCCCCAGCAUGGCAAAGGUUUGGCAAAGCGUUACUUGUUUCCUUGUAAAUUCUCCAUCACUGGGGAUUUUUCUUUUUAUCUGUGCUUUUAAGUUUCUAUUUCUAAUGUGCAAUGUGCUUUUUUCUAUUGUUUGGAAUGGAGUUUGUAAUAUUCAAAUAAUUGGAUGCUUGUUUUUUUCCUUUGCAUUAUUUUCAUUUUUUUUAUAAUAUAUAUUUAUUUACGCUUGCAUAUACCCUGCAUUCAAUAAAGAUUAGAUAGUUUU
This is a messenger RNA of Rubroshorea leprosula, 2096 nucleotides long. The record is from the annotation of a GenBank genome assembly. Lineage: Eukaryota; Viridiplantae; Streptophyta; Magnoliopsida; Malvales; Dipterocarpaceae.